Molecule: messenger RNA, 2930 nt
Organism: Durotheca rogersii
Lineage: Eukaryota; Fungi; Ascomycota; Sordariomycetes; Xylariales; Xylariaceae
Product: V0/A0 complex, 116-kDa subunit of ATPase
Exons: 5
Biological process (GO): proton transmembrane transport; vacuolar acidification
Cellular component (GO): fungal-type vacuole membrane; vacuolar proton-transporting V-type ATPase, V0 domain; vacuolar proton-transporting V-type ATPase complex
Molecular function (GO): proton-transporting ATPase activity, rotational mechanism; ATPase binding
Source: RefSeq, a predicted model, not a curated record
GGAUGAGCUUCGCUUCUUGUUGUCGCCAUCAAACAACCAUCAUCACCAGCCUGGCUUUGGAGAGCAGCGCCAUCACGAUGGGCCCUUCAAAGCAGUCCAUGUUCCGCUCCGCGGACAUGAGCAUGGUGCAGCUGUAUAUAUCUAACGAGAUUGGCCGAGAAUGCGUAAACGCGUUGGGAGAACUUGGACUGGUCCAAUUUCGAGAUCUCAACCGCGAUGUCAAUGCAUUCCAGCGCACCUUCACCCAGGAGAUUCGACGCCUGGAUAAUGUCGAGCGGCAACUUCGCUACUUCCACUCCCAGAUGGAGAAGAGCGGUAUCUCGCUGCGGAAACUGGAUCUCGACGUCGAAACACUCGCCCCCCCGACCACGACCGAGAUCGACGAGCUCUCCGAGCGGACCCAGAGCCUCGAGCAGCGCAUCUUUCAGCUUAACGAGAGCUACGAGACGUUGAAGAAGCGAGAGGUCGAGUUGACCGAGUGGCGAUGGGUCCUUAAGAAGGCCGGGGGAUUCUUCGACCAGGCUCGUGACAACGUCGAUGAGAUUCGAGCUUCGACCGACGGCGACACCGAGGAUGACGAUGCACCUCUGCUCCGAGACGUCGAGCAGCACAACCAACCCGGCAACGUCGAGGCCUCCUUCUCCGGCAUGAACGUCGGUUUCAUCGCUGGCGUCAUCGGCCGCGAUCGCGUGGCCGCCUUCGAGCGUAUCCUCUGGCGAACGCUGCGUGGCAACCUCUUCAUGAACCAGUCCGAGAUUCCCGACCCUCUCGUCGACCCGAGCAACAACGAGUCUAUUAACAAGAAUGUCUUCGUCAUCUUCGCUCACGGCAGAGAGAUCCUGGCCAAGAUUCGAAAGAUAUCGGAGUCGAUGGGAGCUAAUAUAUACAGCGUCGAUGAAGACACUGACAACCGUCGUGAUCAGAUAGACGAAGUGAAUGCCCGUCUCAACGACGUCCAAAAUGUCUUGCACAACACCCAACAAACCCUUGGCGUGGAGCUAACCCAGAUUGCCCACUCCCUCGCCGCUUGGAUGAUCCUCAUCACGAAGGAGAAAGCCGCCUACCAAACCCUCAACCUCUUCUCGUUCGACCGGCAGAGACGUACUCUGAUCGCCGAAGGCUGGUGUCCCACCAACGAUCUACCCCUGAUCCGGUCUACCUUGCAGGACGUGACCAACCGCGCCGGCCUGUCGGUUCCGUCCAUCAUCAACGAGAUCAAGACGAACAAGACCCCGCCGACCUACCUGCGGACUAACAAAUUUACCGAGGCCUUCCAGACCAUCAUCAAUGCCUACGGCACGGCGACGUACCAAGAGGUCAACCCUGCCCUGCCCGCCAUCGUCACCUUCCCUUUCUUGUUCGCCGUCAUGUUCGGAGACUUCGGCCAUGCUUCUGUCAUGUUACUCGGCUCUUUGGCCAUGAUUUACUGGGAGAAGCCUCUGAAGAAGGUGACGUUCGAACUCUUUGCUAUGAUCUACUACGGCCGUUACAUUGCCCUCGUCAUGGCCGUCUUCUCUCUAUUUACCGGCCUCAUGUACAACGAUGUCUUCUCGAAGACGUUCACCUUCUUCGACAGCGCCUGGGAGUGGAAAGUUCCGGAUAAGUGGCAGGAGGGUCAGCCUCUCGUCGCUAAGCUUAAGGGCGACUAUCGGUAUCCGUUCGGUCUCGACUGGAUGUGGCACGGCACCGAGAACGAUCUGCUGUUUAGCAACAGCUACAAGAUGAAGAUGUCGAUUAUCCUCGGGUGGGCGCACAUGACCUACUCGCUCUGCCUGUCCUUUUUCAACGCGAGGCACUUCAAGAAACCUAUCGACAUCUGGGGCAAUUUCGUCCCGGGCAUGAUCUUCUUCCAGGCCAUCUUCGGCUACCUCGUCGUCUGCAUCAUCUACAAGUGGUCCGUCGACUGGCUCACGAUCGGACGGCCGCCACCGGGGCUGCUGAACAUGUUAAUCUACAUGUUCCUGCAGCCGGGGACGCUGGAUGUGCCCCUGUAUCCCGGGCAGGCAGGCGUCCAGGUCACGUUGCUGCUCCUCGCCUUCGUCCAGGUUCCCAUCCUACUAUUCCUCAAGCCGUUCUACCUACGGUGGGAGCACAACAAGGCCCGCGCCCACGGCUAUCGGGGCAUAGGCGAACGCUCGAGGGUGUCGGCCCUCGACGACGAGGACAGCGGGGCCCACGGGGGAGUUAACGGGCGCCUUAGCGUGGAAACCGAGGACGGGGAGGGCGUCGCUAUGAUCGCGCACGGCGACGACAACGACGACGAAAACGAGCACGGCCACGGGGAGUUCGAGUUCAGCGAAGUGCUAAUCCACCAGAUCAUCCACACUAUCGAAUUCUGUCUCAACUGCGUCUCGCACACAGCAUCCUACCUGCGUCUCUGGGCUCUGUCGCUCGCCCACCAGCAGCUGAGCGUCGUGCUCUGGGACAUGACCCUGGGCCCGUCCCUCUCCAAACCCGGGGUGCUGGGCGUGAUCAUGGUUGUCGUGACGUUCUACAUGUGGUUCUUCCUGUCUUGCGCCAUCCUCAUCUGUAUGGAGGGCUGCAGUGCCAUGUUGCAUUCGCUCCGUCUCCAGUGGGUCGAGGCCCAGUCGAAGUACGCCGAGUUCGGGGGCCACAUGUUCACGCCGUUCUCGUUCCCGACGCUGUUAGAAGAGGACGACGGGCUUGCUGAUUACAGGGGUUGAAGUGGGAAGGUGGUUUUUUUUAAUAAAUUAUUCAAGUAAUUACUAUGGGUGUAAAGGAGAGAGACAUGGAUAAGCCGGUUAACUUGGCCUGAAAGAGGGAAGAAGAAGGAUUAGAACUGAGACUGCGUGUAUGAGUAAAAGAACUAUGUGUAUUGUGUAAAUGCGACGGAUUGGUAGCCUACUUGGUACUUGCUAUAGAGUCUAGUCAAGAGUUGAGGUUGGUGUGACUUGUGCGUAUGUAGUAGA